AUGGCUUCUACGGUGGCGGACGUUGCCCCUCCACUCCUAAAGCCUUAUGCCUGUGUUCUAUGCCAGCAGCGCAAGGUUAAAUGCGACCGACAGAGCCCAUGUUCAGGCUGCCGCAAGUAUGAGGUUAACUGUAUAUACCGCGCCCCGCCGGCACCGAAGCGGCGUAAGCGACGGUCCCCGGAGGACACACUGCUUGCUAGACUACGCAAAUAUGAAGAGCUCCUAACUGGAUUAGGAGUGGAUGUGAAUAAGAUUGACGAAUAUAAACCCAAUAGUCCGUCCGCUGUGUCUGAGACACCAGGUCCUUCAUACACCCCAGGUAACAAUUAUCGAGCAGAACCACCUGGCGAGGAAACGGAGCUGAACAACCAGUUUGGCCGAAUGAUUAUCGGGGAUGGGAAGUCACAGCUUCUCGAAAACAGUCUUUGGGUGAAUUUGAGCAGUGAGAUUAGUGAUCCUGAGACGAUCUUGGACAGCGCGUGCGAUACUGCGAAUAGUAGCGGAGAUACAUUCCCGCCCACUGAAGGCUCCCCUCGCUCGGAUGGAGAUGAGUUUAUUUUAUUUGGAUCAUUAGGAGGAUCGGUCAGCCUGCGUACACUACAUCCAGAUACUGUACAGAUUUUUAAGCUAUGGCAAAUAUAUAUUGACAACAUGGAUCCCGUAACAAAGCUAUGCCAUAAGCCGACAGUUCAGCAGCAAAUAUUGGAUGCAAGUUCAGACCUGGAUAAUAUACCCAAGCCUGUCGAGGCACUCAUGUUUGGUAUCUACACGUGCGCUGUUGCUUCUCUUCGGGAAGAGGACUGCAUUGCCCGACUCGGGGAGUCAAGGGAGGCUCUACUUCGCAGGUUCCAUCUCGGAGCUAAGCGCGCUUUGAUCAAGGCAGAUUUCCUAAAUAGUUCAGAUCUAACAGUAUAUCGAGCAUUCCUUUUAUAUCUGCUUUCAAUGAGAGAAUUCGUGGAUGCUCAGACGCUCUGGGUACUUAGUGGUGUAGCUAUGCGAAUAGCACAACGAAUGGGACUCCAUAGAGAUGGCGCUAGGUUUGGGCUGCCCAUUUUUGAAGUUGAGAUGCGACGUCGUCUAUGGUGGCCAACACUGUACUUUGAUGGUCUCAGCGGAGAAUUAUGCGGUAUGGGUGCAUCACUAGCCGGUUCGUCUUGGGAUACCAAGCUUCCUCUAAACGUCAAUGACUCCGAAAUCACACCCGGCAUGCGAGACCUGCCGAUAGAACACAAGGGCCUGACAGAAAUGAGCUUCUGUCUAGUCCGAUAUGAAGUAGGAUUAUUACUUCGCGACCUAGCUUCUCCGAAUACAUUUGACGGAGCCUGGGGAGCCGUGACUAACCAAUCGGUAACAUUGAACGACCGCCUCAAACGAAUUGACGAUCUAGAGGCGCUGAUUGAAAAUAAAUACCUGCAAUAUUGCGAUACAUCAAUAUCUUUCCACCUACUAACUUGGAUAGUUGGCCGCAGUUGUAUAGUCAUGUUGAGAUUCCGGGCACGCUCAUUUCCCCAUCCCUCACUUGGGGAUGUACAAAAAUCACAAGAAGUGCGUGAUGCUCUAUUUGCAGAUACUCUGCAAAUAAUAGCAAAUUAUCACACUUUCCGCUUAGAACCAGGAAUCCAACGAUACUACUGGCAUGUGAGUGCGCACUUUCAGUGGCACGCAUUUAUCUAUCUAUUGCAUGAGCUCCAGACCCGUACGGAGGGCGAACAGGUUGACAGGGCCUGGGCAGAACUUGGGAAUGUAUAUUCAUCCAAACCAGAGCUGCUCUCAGAUACCAAAAACCCACUUUACGUUGCAAUUGGCAACCUCACACUGAAAGCCUGGGGGGCAAGGAAGGCAACCCUUUUUAGAUUGGCAGGCGGACAUGACCAGGAGUCAAUUGUGCCACCAAAUUUCAUUGAGGUAUUGCAACUUCAGCGCAUGAAAUCUACCCAGUCACCAGCGUCAUCAUCCCCUGGAAUGGCUACCGGUGGCCCAAACACAACUCAGGUUGACCAACUUGCCAGCCAAAGCCGGACCGGUGUUACGCCAACAUUGUUCUCGCCGGUUAAUAUAGCUGCACCUGAGUACGGGAUGAAUAACGGGUAUGGAUUGAUGCCGAACAUGGCCACCUCGAAUGUUCCGAUCUAUGAGUUUCCCGAUAAUCCUGUUGACUGGUCUCAAUGGGACACCCUUCUGCAGGGGUCGGGUGCCGAUAUAAACUUUGAGAUGUAA
This is a messenger RNA of Microsporum canis CBS 113480, 2217 nucleotides long. RefSeq names its product fungal specific transcription factor domain-containing protein. Gene Ontology annotation, molecular function: DNA-binding transcription factor activity, RNA polymerase II-specific; zinc ion binding; DNA binding. The record is from RefSeq and is a predicted model, not a curated record. Gene Ontology annotation, biological process: DNA-templated transcription; regulation of DNA-templated transcription. Bases 1 to 2217 code for a protein of 738 amino acids. Lineage: Eukaryota; Fungi; Ascomycota; Eurotiomycetes; Onygenales; Arthrodermataceae. The transcript is spliced from 2 exons.